AUGGGUGCCAGCCCCGGGGCCAUAUUGUGUGCCAGCAACCGGCCCCAUAUUGGUGCCAGCCCCGGACCAUAUUGGUGCCAGCCCCCGGGGCCAUAUUGGUUGCCAGCCCCGGGCCAUAUUGGUACCAACCCCGGGGCCAUAUUGGUGCCAGCCCCCGGGGGCCAUAUUGGUGCCAACCCCCGGGGGCCAUAUUGGUGCCAGCCCCGGGGGCCAUAUUGGUGCCAGCCCCCGGGUCAUAUUGGUGCCAGCCCCGGGCCAUAUUGGUACCAACCCCCGGGGCCAUAUUGGUGCCAGCCCCCCGGGGGCCAUAUUGGUGCCAGCCCCGGGGGCCAUAUUGGUGCCAGCCCCCGGGCCAUAUUGGUGCCAGCCCCGGGCCAUAUUGGUACCAACCCCCGGGGCGAUAUUGGUGCCAGCCCCCGGGGGCCAUAUUGGUGCCAACCCCCGGGGGCCAUAUUGGUGCCAGCCCCGGACCAUAUUGGUGCCAGCCCCCGGGGGCCAUAUUGGUGCCAGCCCCCGGGGGCCAUAUUGGUGCCAGCCCCGGGCCAUAUUGGUGUCAGCCCCGGGCCAUAUUGGUGCCAACCCCCGGGGGCCAUAUUGGUACCAACCCCCGGGGGCCAUAUUGGUGCCAGCCCAAGUAGUGACCACACUCCCAACACACGCUUCGCUCAAAAGCUUGGCAGUAUUGAUCUAGUGUGUUAA
Messenger RNA from Procambarus clarkii (red swamp crayfish), 699 nucleotides. The record is from RefSeq and is a predicted model, not a curated record. Lineage: Eukaryota; Metazoa; Arthropoda; Malacostraca; Decapoda; Cambaridae.